UUUCUUUACUUCGUUUACAAAUUUUCUAUACUGACUCACAAUUUUGAUAAGUGCAAUAUUGCAUCAAUAUGAUAAACUAAGUGCACCAAAUUAAAUAAUUAAACAAAAUAAUGGCGUUUGCUUUGGCUUAAAUAGUAAUUCACAAAAUAGGGUUUUGGAAAACUUAGUUUAGCAUUAUUUAGCCAUUUGUUAGAUUACAAGUGGUACUCAAUUGCAGGUGAAUAAAGUGCAACAAUAUUAAUACAAAACGGCGUCAGAUCGCACAGAGCUUUUGAGUGAACACACGCCACUAAUGGACGGACACGUCGUCGCAAGCAGCAGCACGCGUUUGAACGGUAGUGGUGGCGUGGAACAAAGGAAGCGACAAAAUAGCAGCAACUAUGGAGCUAAUGAUCAACGGGAUGGGGCUGUCUUAGCUGUGCCCCACUUAGAUGUAGUCGUACGUCCGGCAAGACAAAGUAGCAGGCCCAGAGCACCGGCAGAUGCUGGCGCUGCGAGCAACUCGAACGGCGAACACGAUGAGGAAUUAGAUGAAGAGGGCUUGAAAUAUGGCGCACAACAUGUAAUUAAAUUGUUCGUGCCGGUCUCGCUUUGUAUGGUUUUUGUGGUGAUCACAAUAAAUGUCAUAAGCUUCUACUCAGAGACUGAUGUUUAUCUUUUAUAUACACCAUUCCAUGAAUUAUCACACGAUCCUGGCGUUAAAUUGUGGAACGCUUUGGCGAAUUCCUUGAUUCUUAUGACAGUUGUUGUUUUAAUGACAAUUUUAUUAAUUGUUUUGUAUAAGAAACGUUGCUACAAAAUUAUACACGGCUGGUUAAUACUCUCUUCGUUUAUGCUGCUCUUUAUUUUUAGUUUUUUGCAUCUCGAAGAGGUAUUACGCGCUUAUAAUAUACCUUUGGAUUAUCCCACAGCGUUGUUUAUAUUGUGGAAUUUUGGUAUCGCUGGUAUGUUGGCCAUACAUUGGCAAGGUCCUUUACUUUUACAACAGGGUUAUCUCAUAUAUGUGGCGGCUUUAAUGGCAUUGGUAUUCAUUAAAUAUUUGCCGGACUGGACCGCUUGGGCAGUUUUAGCGUCCAUAUCUAUUUGGGAUUUAGUCGCUGUACUUUCACCAAAAGGGCCACUGCGUAUACUCGUAGAAACGGCACAAGAACGCAAUGAACAAAUAUUUCCAGCUUUAAUAUAUUCGUCCACUGUUAUAUAUCCGGUGGCGGGCGUUGCGACUGUCGAUAGCAAUGAGAGGAAUGUUGCAAGCAUUGAGAAUGGCGCACAGGAAACUGAGGAACAUGCUUCAUCCUCCGCUGGCCCGGCACGUCGCACAGGUAAUGCCAAUAAUAUGGCGAAUGACGACGCAGCACAGUCGGCGGCCGAAGGUAUUCCACUAGUCAUAUUUAAAAGCAACGGAAAUGAAGCCGGAUUUACACAAGAAUGGGCAGAAACACAUGCUGAACGUGUGUCGAGUCGGCAAAUUGAAGUACAAGCUAGCAAUGGACAAAACGCUAAUCGUUCAACGGAAUAUCGCACAACAACUACAACAGCAAAUAGACCAACGCCAACAUUCGAAGCACAAGAACGCGGCAUCAAACUGGGUCUCGGUGAUUUCAUUUUUUACUCUGUGCUGGUUGGUAAAGCAUCGAGCUAUGGCGAUUGGAUCACGACUAUUGCUUGUUUUGUGGCAAUAUUGAUUGGUCUCUGCUUAACGCUUUUAUUAUUGGCUAUUUGGCGCAAAGCUCUGCCAGCUCUACCCAUUUCCAUCACAUUCGGUUUGAUAUUUUGCUUUGCUACCAGCGCGGUGGUGAAGCCAUUCAUGGAUAGUUUAUCCGUCAAUCAAGUGUUCAUAUAAAGGCAUUUUGCAUAUAAUAAUCAUAACAAACACUAAUACUACUGUAUUAUAGCAUAGAUAAAACAUAACUUAAAAAACACUAUUUAAUUUAUGAUUGGUAUUUUAAAUUAAAAUUUACUCAAACGAAUUAGGUACACUAAUUUUGUUUAACAAAAAACAAAAAAAAAAAUUUCAAUAAUAAAAAAUCAAUAAAAGUUAAUAAAAAUUUUAAAACGACA
Messenger RNA from Zeugodacus cucurbitae (melon fly), 2058 nucleotides. It is a transcript of the gene Psn, whose product is annotated as presenilin homolog. Gene Ontology annotation, biological process: calcium ion transport; negative regulation of apoptotic process; amyloid-beta metabolic process. Gene Ontology annotation, molecular function: aspartic endopeptidase activity, intramembrane cleaving. Gene Ontology annotation, cellular component: neuronal cell body; lysosomal membrane; cell surface. Bases 293 to 1840 code for a protein of 515 amino acids. The record is from RefSeq and is a predicted model, not a curated record. The transcript is spliced from 8 exons. Lineage: Eukaryota; Metazoa; Arthropoda; Insecta; Diptera; Tephritidae.